AUGUUUCCAAUUACUGGUUGUUAUAGUAACAAUAUCCGUAUUUUAGUCAAUAGUAGUAAACGUAGACUAUUGUGGUCCAGUAAACUUUUCAAAAUUAAUAAAGAUGAGACAACUAGCAAUUCAGCCAUUAAAGGUGUCAGAUCCUCAACCAAAGAUAUGACAUAUACUUUGUGUAAGACUAUAAAUGAUGUUUCUCCACAGCGUACUUUCAGUAUUGUAUCACAAAUACAACAAUAUCAAGAUUAUAUACCCUAUUGUAAAGAAUCUGUAGUACAUGAAAGAGACCAAUCCACUAAUUGGCCAAUUUUGGCAAGUUUAAGGGUGGGGUUUAAACAAUAUGACGAGAAAUUUGUAUGUAAUGUUAAAUGUAAUAAAGAAUCUGAUAAUCAUUAUAUGAUUGUUGCAGAUUCAAUCUCCGAUCAUUUAUUUAAUGGAUUUGUUUGCCAAUGGGAGAUUGUCUCGCAUCCAGGCCGUCCCAACUCGUCUCAAAUUAAAUUAUCUUUAAAAUUUCAAUUCAAAUCCUCUUUAUAUAAUAAUGUUGCAUCUCUCUUUGCAAGGAGUUUGACAUCUUUAGCAUUGAACUCGUUCCAUAAAAGAAUUAUACAAUAUGAAAGAAAUGAAAUGAAGAGACCAUAA
This is a messenger RNA of Arxiozyma heterogenica, 636 nucleotides long. RefSeq names its product ubiquinone-binding protein COQ10 (gene COQ10). The record is from RefSeq and is a predicted model, not a curated record. Gene Ontology annotation, cellular component: mitochondrion. Lineage: Eukaryota; Fungi; Ascomycota; Saccharomycetes; Saccharomycetales; Saccharomycetaceae. The coding region runs from base 1 to 636 and encodes 211 amino acids. Gene Ontology annotation, biological process: cellular respiration; ubiquinone biosynthetic process. Gene Ontology annotation, molecular function: ubiquinone binding. The transcript has a single exon.